Molecule: messenger RNA, 2363 nt
Organism: Coffea eugenioides
Lineage: Eukaryota; Viridiplantae; Streptophyta; Magnoliopsida; Gentianales; Rubiaceae
Product: O-glucosyltransferase rumi homolog
Exons: 6
Coding region: 450-2042 (530 amino acids)
Source: RefSeq, a predicted model, not a curated record
ACUUUCGCCAAAACGCAUCCUUUUUUUUUUUUUGCUUAAUCCUCUCUAAUCCCUUGAGUUUCCGAACGGCAAUUUUUUUGAUCAAUACUUCUCUUGUCUUCCACUGUUUUCUCUUCUCCGCUGUACAGUUACUUAGAGGGUUGGCCUGGUAAAGAAACCACAGAGUUAGGCAAUUGGCUGGGCAGCAUCAUCCUUCAUCAUAUGCUAGUAAUUCUUUUCUUAUCACUUUUUUGCCUUCUGGGCCAGUGUCGGUGUAAAGCUGCAUCUCAAAUUCAAAGUCUUCUUUUUUCCCUUUUGUUGCACGCUAAUCUCAAAAACCAUUGCAAAUUUUUCUUCGAUUGGUGGCUAGCAAGGCAAAUAUAUUCAGCUAAGCAGCUUAAAAAGGGCAAGAGGACGGGAGAAGUUUUGCCGGCUGAGAGGUUGCUGAGAUAAAACUGAGGUGGUAAAGGAUGAGGGAGCAAGUGCAGAGCAUGCUGAACGGAUCAGGGCAGUAUAGGCAUUCCGCUGAGAAGAUCGGGCUUCCAAGACUGCUAGCUAAGAACACUGUAGCCAGAUCGUCUCUGGCGAUAUUUUUCUUGAUUCUUCUGUGCAUCGGAGCCUUCUUCUCGACGCGUUUCCUGGAUUCGUCUGCUACUUCACUCUCUGUAAAUUCCCCAAAGAAAUCAAGUUUUGCCACCAUCCCCGUAAACCCCAAAAACCAUAGACAUAAACUUGAAAUCCCGCUGAAUUGUUCACUGGGUGACGCUACCCGGACGUGCCCGCCCAAUUACUACCCAUCAAAAUUUUCAAAACCAAACCCUUACCCCUCUUCAACCACAACACAGCUGACGUGUCCGGACUACUUCCGUUGGAUCCAUGAAGAUCUAUGGCCCUGGAGGGAGACUGGGAUUACAAGAGCCAUGGUGAAGACGGCUUCCAAGACGGCCAAUUUUCGACUGGUAAUACUCAACGGAACAGCUUAUGUGGAGACCUAUCAAAAAGCAUUUCAAAGUAGAGACACUUUUACUCUAUGGGGGAUUUUACAGCUGCUAAGAAGGUACCCGGGUCAAGUUCCUGACUUGGAUCUCAUGUUUGACUGCGUUGACUGGCCAGUUAUCAAGAAAGAUACUUACCAUGGGCCCAAUGCUACGGCUCCGCCCCCUUUGUUUCGCUAUUGCGGGGAUGAUACCACAUUGGACAUUGUUUUUCCAGAUUGGUCAUUCUGGGGUUGGCCUGAAAUCAAUGUAAAGCCUUGGGAGGCUUUGUCCAAGGAUCUUAAACGAGGGAAUGAAAGGAGUAGAUGGGUGGAUAGGGAACCGUAUGCUUAUUGGAAGGGCAACCCCCAUGUUGCAGAAACCAGGAUGGACUUGCUCAAGUGUAAUGCUUCAGACAAACAGGACUGGGGUGCUCGUGUUUAUGCUCAGGACUGGAUUCAGGAACAGCAACAAGGUUACAAACAGUCCGACUUGGCAAGCCAAUGCAUCCACAAAUAUAAAAUCUAUAUUGAAGGAUCUGCAUGGUCUGUCAGUGAGAAGUACAUUUUGGCCUGUGAUUCUGUAACUUUAGUAGUGAAGCCUCGAUACUAUGAUUUCUUUACAAGAGGUUUGAUGCCUUUACAACACUACUGGCCCAUAAGGGAUGAUGGCAAGUGUCGAUCUAUAAAGUAUGCUGUUGACUGGGGAAGUAGCAAUGAGGAGAAGGCGCAGACCAUUGGUAAAGCUGCAAGUAAGUUUGUUCAAGAUGAGCUGAAAAUGGAUUUUGUCUACGAUUACAUGUUUCAUCUAUUGAAUGGGUACGCAAAGCUUCUCAAAUACAAGCCUAGUGUUCCUCCAAAAGCUAUUGAACUUUGUUCAGAAUUGAUGGCUUGCCCUGCAAAGGGAUUUGAGAAGAAGUUCAUGAUGGAUUCCACAGUUAGAGGCCCCAGCAGCGAAACUCCUUGCGUCAUACCGCCUCCUUAUGACCCUGCAACGUUUCAUUCUAUAAUUGACAGAAAACAAAGAUCAAUAAAGCAGGCAGAGACAUGGGAACAACAGUACUGGGAUCAUAGAAGCAAGCGUGAUUAGGGUUUAGAGCAAGUUUUCUUUGCAUCCUGUUUAUAUAUAAAAAUGUUCAUUAGCAUAGAAAAUGGUGCACAUUCAGGUUUUUAGUCAAAAGAUAUACAUCCCGAAACCAACCGAGCAGAUGUCUUUGUUCAAUCAUUGCAGCAGCAAGUGUAUAUUUUACAGUUUAUAGAGAGUAUUUGGAGCAUGCAGGCCGAAUUGAAGUUCCAUUAAAUAGCAGACGAACGUGAAGUUUGACUGUGGGAUGCGAUGUCAGUCACAGACGAUAACAGAUAACAGGGGAGGGCUUCGCACGCUUGAGCAAUGCUGUGUCAGACAGACGGA